UUGCUUGUUAUCUUCACCAUUCCCCAUUCACCUCACUCCAAGGCGAGCCGGGGCAAAAAUAUGCCGUGGCCAGAAAUCGAUGAGGUCGAGCUGCCCAACGGGCGGCUCAUCACCGUGUGCGCACCACAUCAGCAAGUUGUCUGCGGCCGGUGCUGCCUCGACUUCAGCUACGACUUGGAAUCUGACUACGACGAAGACGACGAAGACGGCGAGGACGAUGAGAUGUUCGGCUACGACUUCGACUCUGUUGUUCCCAGGGACGUGACCUUCGGAGACGUCGCGAACAGCAGGUAUGGCCGCCGCCACGAAAACGAAGACAACGCUGUUCACGCGUUGACUGCUGCUAAUGUCUUCGGCUUUUCCGCCGGCCUGUUCGCCCACGACGUUGACCCCGAGUCCGCGUAUGAAAAAGAAGCCCGCGACAUAGGCUACAGACACUCGCAGACGGUGUCCAUGAUGCCGCAAUCCGCCAGGAAGAGGCCCAUCGGCAACGUGUUUCCCACGCAGUUCGGGGACAGGAGCAAGUUUCCUGUCCCUCCGUUUGAGCUCUUCCCCCACAGCAUCGGUUUGAGAGCCACGCCGCCCGUCGAACGCUACAUCAAUCGCUACGAUGUUACGGAGCUGCUCAUCUACACCGACGGUGCGUGCUUCGACAACGGCGGCGUCAACGCCCGCGCCGGCUGCAGCUUCGUCUUCAAGCCCGCCAAGUCGAGGGAGGAAACCGGCAGGAUCGCCUUCCGUCUCGAGGACCGUGGGCCGGACGGCAACGUGUACAAGCACACCAGCAACCGCGCGGAGCUUCGCGCCGCCAUCGCUGCAUUGCGGUUCCGCCACUGGCCCGGCGAGGGCUUCAGGAGCAUUGUUAUCGCGACGGACUCAACCUACGUGGCCAACGGCGCCACGGUUUGGGUGCGUGCUUGGAUGCGCAAGGGAUGGCGGCUGAAGAGUGGCGAGCCUGUGAAGAGUCGCGACCUGUGGGAGGCGCUGCUGCUUGGGAUUGAGAGGCUGCACGAGCAUGGAAUGGCGGUCCGAUUCUGGAAGAUCCCGCGCAAGUGGAAUCAAGACGCCGACCGGGCCGCCAAGGGUGCUGCCGCUGUCCUUGAGGCAACGCCCAACUACACCGACAUCUUUGGUCUUCUGACCCGUUAG
Colletotrichum karsti is the source of this 1149-nucleotide messenger RNA. Its product is annotated as putative RNase H domain-containing protein. Gene Ontology annotation, molecular function: nucleic acid binding; RNA-DNA hybrid ribonuclease activity. NCBI's taxonomy places the organism in Eukaryota, Fungi, Ascomycota, Sordariomycetes, Glomerellales, Glomerellaceae. The transcript has a single exon. Gene Ontology annotation, biological process: DNA replication, removal of RNA primer. The record is from RefSeq and is a predicted model, not a curated record.